Trichobilharzia szidati is the source of this 5006-nucleotide messenger RNA. The record is from the annotation of a GenBank genome assembly. NCBI's taxonomy places the organism in Eukaryota, Metazoa, Platyhelminthes, Trematoda, Strigeidida, Schistosomatidae.
CCUUGGCCGCGCACUUUGGCGCAAAGCGCGAGGUUAAGCACGUUAGUGUAGCGUAUUCCUGGUACUGAUAGUAGUAAUACGAUGUCUGACUACGCUACUUUCCAAAAUCUGCUGUUGCAACUACAAAGCCCAGACAACGAGUCACGUACUCAAUCUGAGUCGGCGUACGAGGCUAUUGCACCAACAACUCGAUUCUCUCUGCUUCUACAAGUACUGAAUGACAAAAGUAUAGUUCCUCAGUCCCGACAUAUGGCUGCCAUCUUGGGUCGUCGACUACUUGUCAAUGACUAUGGUUCUGCAUUUGAACCUCUUCCUGAUGAGACGAAAAACUCGGCCAAGCAACAGUUAAUAUUGAUUGUUGUUCAUGAAACCGAGCAGUUGAUGCGUCGAAAAGUAGCUGAUUUAAUUUCUGAGUUGGUUCGAAUGCAGUUUGAUGAUGAUGGCAUUUCUGAAUGGCCUGAGUUCACUUCUAUCUUAUUGGAAUGGUCGAAUUCACCCGACACCGGUUUGAGAGAGGUUGCUUGCCAUAUUUUUGCAUCAGUUCCGUCACUUUUUGGGAAUCAGCAGGCACAGAGUAUUGGAAUUAUUGGUCAAUUUCUUGCCAGAGCCAUCUCUGAUCCUUCGUCUUCAGAGCUUAGAGCUGCUGGAUUGCGUGCCCUAGCUGCCUUUGCGGUUCAGAACGCGACUGAAGACUCUGUCCUUCAAGCCCUUAGAGAACUGGUUCCUGUCUCCUUACAGGCUAUUGCUACGGCAAUUCAAAAUGAUCCAGAAGACGAUACACCUCUCAAAGCCUUGGUCGAUAUCGCGGAUGCCGCUCAUAAGUACUUAAAACCCUAUCUAGCGCCUACAUUGGAAUUGUGCUAUAAAAUAUUGUGUAACGAGGAGCUUUCUGAACCACAACGACAAUUAGCCCUCGAAGUUAUUGUUACGUUGGCAGAAAACAUCCCAUCUGGUGUACGAAAGUCUUCUAAUUUGAUCGAGUCUCUUGUUGGAACAUUGUUGAAAAUGAUGUCAGAAGUUGAUGAGGAACCUGAUUGGGCAGAUGCAGAUACCGCAGAAGAGGAAGAUGAAAGUAGCAACGCUUUAACAGCAGAACUCGCUCUUGACAGGUUAUCAUGUGCUGUCGGGGGUCAGCAUGUGCUGAAUGAGAUCCGUCGAUCAGUCCCAAAUAUGCUUCAACAAGCUGACUGGAAACGACGCUAUGCGGGUUUGAUGGCCAUUUCUGCUUGUAGCGAAGGUAGCAGCAAACAGAUGGAGACAAUGCUUGGCUCUAUACUAGAUGCUGUUAUUCCUCGUCUCAGUGAUCCACAUCCACGUGUUCGGUAUGCAGCUUGCAAUUCUGUUGGCCAGAUGGCUACAGAUUUCGGCCCGAAACUACAGAAAACUCAUCACAAUAUUGUACUUCCAGCCUUAGUUCAAACACUAGAUGAUACUGUCCCUAGAGUUCAGGCCAAUGCUGGAGCUGCUCUUGUGAAUUUUUGUGAAAAAGUACCACAGAAUAUCUUGGCGAAUUAUUUGGAUGGUCUAGUUUCAAAACUUGAACAGAUAAUGAAUGCUAAAUUCCAAGAAAUGGUGGAACAUGGUCGCAAAUUAGUGCUCAUGCAAAUAGUUACAACUGUCGCAUCUGUCGCCGAUGCCGCUGAAAAGAAGUUCUUACCAUAUUAUGAUCGCUUUAUGCCGGUAUUGAAGUAUAUAAUGGAAAACGCUCUGCACAAAGAUUUACGUUUGUUACGCGGCAAAACUAUCGAAUGUAUUAGCUUAAUUGGACUGGCCGUUGGAAAGGAGAAGUUCCUUCAAGAUGUGGGACCAGUGAUGAACUUACUACUUCAAACACAAACUCAACCCGACUCUGAAUCAUCAGUCGAUGAUGAUGACCCUCAGGCUUCUUACAUGAUAAGUGCUUGGGCACGAAUCUGCAAACUUUUGGGUCGUGAUUUUGAAAGUUACCUACCCGUUGUUAUGCCUCAAGUACUGCGCUCUGCCUGUGUAAAACCGGAGAUAUGCAUACUUGAUAACGACGAGGCAGAUAAUGUGGAAACCGAUGUCGACUGGCAAGUUGUCAAACUUGGAGAGGACAGAAAUUAUGCUAUUCGAACGAGCGGACUAGAAGACAAAGCCACAGCUUGCCAAAUGCUCGUAUGUUAUGCUCGUGAAAUGAAAGAGAGCUUCGCACCAUAUUGCCAACAAGUUUUGGACAUAAUGGUUCCGUUACUUGAUUUUUAUUUCAAUGAUGAAGUUCGCAGUGCUGCAGCUGAAUGUUUACCUUUUCUCCUCAGUAGUAUGAAAGCUAAACAACCAGAGGCAGUAGCCAGUGCCUGGGAUCGUGUACACAAAAGUCUGAUACGUGCGGUAACCAAUGAACCUGAACGUGAUGUAGUUGCAGAUCAUCUACAGGCACUUUCGAAUUCUAUAGAAGCUGUAGGAAAGACAUAUAUAACCAGUGAUCAAUUAGCUGAAAUUCGGAGUUUAUUAGAUCAUCUAUUUCAUGAACACUUUGAAAAAAGUGAAGAACGCCUUGCUCAACGUCAAAAUGAGGAUUAUGAUGAAUUCGAAGAGGAACGUCUACUUAGUGAAAAAGAUGAAGAUGAGUACGUUCUUUCCAAAAUGUGUGAAGUAGUACAUUCCGUUUUUGUCACCUUUGGUGUGGAUGCCCUUCCGUUCUUUCAACAACUUAUGGUAUUCUGUGUCAAACUUUUGGAACAAAAUCGUCCUUGGUCAGAUUUGCAAUGGGGUAUAUGUUUGUGGGAUGAUGUAAUCGAGUUUACUGGAACACAAAGUUGGCAAUUCCACCAAUUCUUCCUACCUACAUUCAUUCAGGCUAUACAGCAUCAGCAACCUGAUGUUCGUCAAGCUGUCGUAUAUGGGAUUGGCGUUGCUGCUAUAAAUGGUGGUCCGGAAUAUAAUCAGAUAUUGUCUAAUUUUGUGGGUCCUCUCAUCCAGUUAAUUGAAGCCCAAGAUUCCAAAUCGGAAGAAAACAACUUGUGCACCGAAAAUGCAAUCAGUGCGGUUACUAAGAUUAUGAAAUACCGACCCGAAUGUUUGCCACCGGCAAUAGGAGGAAUUGACGCGUUGAUCAACCGAUGGCUAGGCUGGCUUCCUAUAUGGGAUGAUACCGUGGAAACUGAACAUGUUUACGGCUAUCUGUGUGACCUUCUUGAGGCCAAUAAUCCUGUUGUAAUUGGACCAGACAACUCUAAUUUACCACGUAUUGUUCGGGCCAUUGCAGAAUCCAUGUCCACAGGUGGUUUGUCUGAUAGUGACACAGAAAACAGUCGCCCGAAACUAGCAGCAGGUGAUCAAGCUAGUGGUUUCAACCAACAAAACGGUUUGGACAAACCCUCCACUUAUCAGCGCUGCGUGUCAAUAUUGCGCCACAUCCAGGGAUGUUUACUGAUAAAAAGCUAAAACUCUCAGUUUCAAGCCGGUAAAUAAAAGUAGCCUACUGUAAUAUGUCUUACAGUUGGCUUUUAGCUCGUGCAUUACUUGGGUUUUAUAUGAUGCACAGGGCGUUGCAAUUGCAUAUCCAGUUGACACUUUAAUGAGCUGUAGGAAAAACCUGUUUUGAGUUAGGUAUACGUAUAUGCCAAAGUAGUUCUAGUUUAUUCUGUUGAACGCUUUCUCCUGUAUUUUCCCACUCAUGAAUUUCCGUGACAAAUUAUUUCAGUUUUACUCUGUUCCUGCGUCUUCUUUCAAGCUUUUAGUAUCCCUACUAAAAACAGCUCAAAUCUCCACAGUAUUUUGUAGCGAAAAGGUAACGCCUAAUACAUACACAAAUCGAGUUUUAAGACAAUGAUUCAAAAAAUGAGGAAUUGAUUACAUAAGUUUUACUUAUCAAAUUAACACGCAAUAAAUAGAAUAUAAAUGAUUUUGUUUCCACUCCAGACAUUUUGUUGCCAAAGAAAGUAAAAAUAAGAAGUCCUUACAUGGGUUUUAAAAGUUGUUAGAUUGCCUUGAUUUGAACAUGAGCAAUACAUUAAAACAUCAUCCAGAAAAUAGUGCUAUGGUAUUUGUGUGCUUUAUUACAGUGAAGAAUGUUAUGUUCAAGACUCAAGUGGCCUAGUGGAGAACGCCUUGGAGUUUGAGGCGAACCAUCACUCAUUAGGGAUUACAGAUAUAUCUAGCUGAUGACUGCCAAAUAGGACGAAAUGCUCAUACUGGAUUCCACUGCUACUCACCAUUCGCCAAAUAACAUGACUGUUGUAUUUAAUUGGCGCAUAUGAAUACAUUCAGUUCUUCUUAAAUCCGGGUGACUGAAGAUACUUAAAAAUACGAAUCACAUGUGCUGGUUAUAAAUGUUGCUGAUGUUGUGAUUCCAAUUUUCUUUUAGAAGAUCGACGACUAAUUCUCAUGUUUUUCUUUCCUCUUACAGUCUAAUUCAUCCUUGGUAGAAGCUUGUGUAAGUCAGCUUAAUGAAGAACAACGUAAAGCUUUGGGUGUAGCUUUGAUGAGUCAUUGAUUCGGAUAAUUUGCAAUGCCUUUCCUGUUUGUCCAUACGAAUAAACACUAUUUGAUUCAUACAAUAACUUAUUUGUUAGAACAUACCGAUUCACUCAUAUUAUAGAUCUUGUAAAUUAUUCCAUAAGUGUAGACGGAACGCUUUUUGCAUCUCUUUCAAUUCAUUUGGUUUUCAGUUGUGGUUAUUUUGAUAUGGUCUCCAAUCUAAAAUGUUACUAAUAUUCACAAAUUGUUCUUUGUCUAUUUCACUCAAUCAGAUUCAGAUGAUAAUGUCGUCUCAUUAUGAGCGUAUGUUGCACAUACUUAUAAAUAUUGGUUUCUGUCUCCUUUCUGUAUUCAACGUAAUUUCUAUCCUCUGCUUUACUCAUAGAAUUGAUUCAAAAAAGGUUGUUUUUAUUGAUGUUGAUUGGAUAAUGAUCAGAUUUCUACAUGUAACCAACUCAAUAAGUCCAUUUCACCAAAGCUUAGUAACUACUCAAGAUAUAGUUUGCGGUAAUAAUUUUAUGAAAAUACAUGAAAUGACCGCUUGGUUUCAUACUAUUGUGUUGCUG